AUGUCCAAAAAGGACCGCCAUCGGGCAUUUUUUGACAUCACAAUCGAUGGACGCCUGGCCGGACGCAUUGUCAUGGAACUGUACAGCGAUGUGGCGCCACGUACCUGUCACAACUUCCUGAUGCUAUGCACCGGCAUGGCCGGCAACGGAAAAGGAGGUGAUUUCACCAAAGGUGAUGGAACAGGCGGUGAAUCGGUGUACGGAGGUAUGUUCGAUGACGAGGAAUUCGUGAUGAAACACGACGAACCAUUCGUCCUCUCAAUGGCCAACAAAGGCCCGAACACAAACGGCUCACAGUUCUUCAUCACAACGGCUCCGGCGCCACAUCUCAAUAAUGUUCAUGUGGUAUUCGGUAAGGUAAGUUCGUGCCUGAAGUGCUUUUAGUU
Gongylonema pulchrum is the source of this 386-nucleotide messenger RNA. Lineage: Eukaryota; Metazoa; Nematoda; Chromadorea; Rhabditida; Gongylonematidae. The record is from the annotation of a GenBank genome assembly.